CGCCGCAUCAUCAAGCGUGCGCGUCGGCUGCUCUCCGUGCGUUCGAGUGCUUCAAGGGGACACCAGCAGGGUGCAGACAUGAGCUACUGUGCACAAUAAUGUGAAGGAGAUUUCAAAAAAUAAUUAUAAAAUAAACUCUGGUCUUUUAUGGAAGUGGGGGGGGGGGGCGCGAGGCUGCUUAAUGAUAUUGAUGUCAUGGGAACAACACGGGGGUGAUCGCCCCCUCCCCCAAACUAAAAACGAAGGCGUGCGUUCACACGCGCGCGAGUGAGGAGCGAGCGAGUGAGCGAGCUCACACCGCGGACUGCGCGCGCUUCCACAGAUGCCUCGGCGGCGAGAAAGCGCGGAUGUGUUUCGCACCUCCUCCUUUGACUUUUUUUUGUGAUGCUCUCCCCCCCUAAGUGGCAACAAUCCCACCGCCACCGCCGGAGGAAGGAUGAUGACUGUGACGAGCUUAUUGGGCGGAUCAGCUGUUCGGUGGUGGACGGAUGAGAUGCGCACUUGACCAGCAUCACUUCGUCACUCUCUUUCUUUCCUUUCCUUUUUUUUUUUUCCCCUUUGCGAACGCGCGUGCGUCCACUCUCUCAUUUGGAAGGACGCCAGCAUCACCGGAACCUCGCAAGUUGGCGCCGAUGAAUUCUGACAUUGUCAAGCAUCAACUAAUCGAUCCUCAAAAGAGAGAAGGAGAAAAAAAAAAGUGGGGAGGACUUGGAAUUUUAAUGAUUCCCCCUUAUGAAUAUGCAAUUCGGCGCGUUUGACUCUGCUCGGUCCAGCUUCACGCCUCUCUUUCUUUUUUUAAGCAGCAGAAGCUGCAGCAGGGACUGAUUCUUGCUGAUUUCCUCUUUUUUCUUUUCUUUUUUUUUUUUUUUGUCCAUGCAAGACCUGCAGUGGAAACAUGUCUGGCCACUUCCCUGAGAGGACCCCCGUUGUCAGAGAUGGCAUUCUGGUCCGGCACUGUCGCCUCUAAAGUGCCCCGGAAGAUCUUGUUCAUGUUCACCCUCUCCCUGUCCGUCACCUACUUGUUCUACAGCUUGAUGAGCUGUUACAACUCGCUGCAGUUCCCGCUGCAGGACAACUUCGCCUACCAGGCUCGGUCGGCCGGCACCGAAGAAACCACGCUGGUGAGGGACCAACUUUACUCCACCUCGGCCGGCUUUGCCGAGGCUCAGUUCGGCCGCAGGAGCACGGCGGUCUCCAUCGUGGACCGGGAGGAGGGCGGGGAUCAUGCCUGGACAGGGACGCAGCGGGCGUCCGCCACCGAGUCGACCGCCCUCCGGGCGGCCACGGAGGGCGACCUGCAGGUCAACUGCACCUCGGAUUACGGAGAGAAGAAGCUGCCGCAAGCCAUCAUUAUCGGGGUGAAGAAAGGGGGAACCCGAGCCCUGCUGGAGGCGCUCAGGGUGCAUCCGGACGUCCGGGCCGUCGGCAACGAGCCGCACUUCUUCGACAGGAACUACGAGAAGGGUCUGGACUGGUAUCGAGACCUGAUGCCUUCAACGCUGGAGGGGCAGAUCACCAUGGAGAAGACCCCCAGUUACUUUGUGACCAACCAAGCUCCCAAGCGCAUCCACACCAUGGCCAGGGACAUCAAACUCAUUAUCGUGGUGCGUAAUCCCGUCACCAGAGCCAUUUCGGACUACACGCAAACUCUGUCCAAGAAACCCGAGAUCCCGACCUUUGAGGUUCUCGCCUUCAAAAACCGAACCCUGGGGCUCAUAGAUGCUUCGUGGAGCGCUCUGCGCAUCGGAAUAUACGCGCUGCACCUGGAGAGCUGGAUGCAGUACUUCCCUCUUUCCCAAAUGCACUUUGUCAGCGGCGAGAGGCUCAUCGUGGACCCCGCGGGCGAGAUGGCCAAAGUCCAGGACUUUUUGGGCCUCAAGAGGAUCGUCACAGACAAACACUUUUACUUCAACAAGACGAAAGGUUUCCCUUGUCUGAAGAAGCCCGAGGACAGCAGCACUCCCCGCUGUCUGGGCAAGUCCAAAGGGAGAACUCACCCCAAAAUCGAGCCGGACGUCAUUCGGCGACUGCACAAGUUCUACAAGCCCUUUAAUAUGAUGUUCUACCAAAUGACAGGCCAGAACUUUGAAUGGGAGCAACAGGAAGAGAGCAUAUCUCGAGGUUCUCUGGUCUAACAAGGACCUGUCACCACAAGCCUUCUCGAUGAAAUAAAAACACUCCUCUUCUGUUCCGUGUUCAGAGGGCAUGCUUGGACACAAUCACGGCACUUUCCGUUUGCCCCCCCCACUCCCGCCCCCCCCUUCAAAACUAACGUUGCCGAUGAUGGCUGGCAGAUAACUAUUGUACAUACCAAAACAUCAAAUAUAUUUAUAUUUGUGAAAAAGAGAUGAUCUUUUUGUUUGUUUUCAAAGCAUAAUGUUGACUUUUUUUUUUCUUUAUGAUAACUCACAGAAGUAUGUGACGUCAUGACAUGGUGGUGACACUGGCUAACCCGCAAAAAAAAAAAAAAAAGUUUAUCGUUACAAUAAAAUGACUACUGCCAACCUCUGAAGUGACAAGGCAACGCAAUUCAACCGUGCUGUUAUUUUCAACGAGUCCCACUUCUGACCCGAUCGUCAAAAUGGGAGUGGUAAUAUUUCUGUCAAUUCAAGAAGCCAUUACACUUUGAGCGAUGGCGUCCGUCUGCCAGCUGUAUGACGGGAGCUGAAGGCAAACGUCAAAGAGCAAGUUAAAUGUUCCAUAAACUUCAGGGAUUAUUGCUGAUGUCCAUAUAUCAGCUAGAGAACCAUAUUGAUUUUGAAAAGCACCAGUAUUGUGGUCCAGAGGUCUUAAGUCACUCUUUGACUCAACGUAUUUAUUUCAAAUUAUAUGCAACAGAGAUACGUAAGGUCAAGUAUUAUGUUACUUUCUUUUUUUUUGAUCAACUUGACAACAUGUGAUUGAAAUGUUAAAUUUGCAAGCAUUAAGUCCUAUUUUUGCUCAUUUCCGAAUGAGAAUGUAAUUUCACUGCACAUGGGCCGAUAGAUAUUUAAAUGCAACGGUUAAAUGGAAAGUUUUAGUGGUUUCCAAAGCGUGACAUUUCAAAACCUCAUCAGCUGGCCCGCUAGCCCUGUGAGGAUGAAUGUGAACUACUAUUGGUUCAAAGAAAUGUUAGCUCAUGGAACAAAUAGAACAAUUGUGCUUGUAAAUGGAAGUCAACGCUUCUGAUAAUGUUUUUAUGCCGGCCUCACCAUCACUGGCUAAAGGUGAGGAUUACAAUGCUUGCUGAUGAGUUCUUAAAGUGUCCUUACCUCUCACUUUCAUUCCUUAGCACCUAAAACCAGAAAUUUCCAUGUGUCCUUCCUUUGGGAG
Molecule: messenger RNA, 3312 nt
Organism: Hippocampus comes (tiger tail seahorse)
Lineage: Eukaryota; Metazoa; Chordata; Actinopteri; Syngnathiformes; Syngnathidae
Gene: hs3st4
Product: heparan sulfate (glucosamine) 3-O-sulfotransferase 4
Exons: 2
Coding region: 936-2135 (399 amino acids)
Molecular function (GO): [heparan sulfate]-glucosamine 3-sulfotransferase activity
Source: RefSeq, a predicted model, not a curated record